CGCGGAUUCUAAGAGCGGCGGCUUCCCCUGGCCCCCACCCGGAGCCAUUGGGGGUGCCCGGAGGGGACCGAGCGCCCCCUCCCCUCGGAGUGCAGGGGCCGCUCCCAGCCGGACCUCGGCCCCGGAGCGUGGGGUAUGCGCAGCUAACGGUCCCGUCGGACGGGCUUUCCUCGGGCGGAGCGCGCAGGCGGUGCGCCCCAGCUAUGGAGUGUCCCGGGAGACGGCGGGCAUGACGGCGGCAGGAUGGGCGCGAACAAUGGCAAACAGUACGGCAGUGAGGGCAAAGGCAGCUCAAGCAUCUCAUCCGACGUGAGUUCAAGUACAGAUCACACACCAACCCAAGCCCAGAAGAAUGUGGCUACCAGUGAAGACUCCGACCUGAGCAUGCGCACCCUGAGCACGCCCAGCCCAGCCCUGAUAUGUCCACCGAACCUGCCGGGAUUUCAGAAUGGAAGGGGCUCAUCCACCUCCUCGUCCUCCAUCACGGGGGAGACAGUGGCCAUGGUCCACGACCCGCCCCCCACCCGCCUCACCCACCCGCUCAUCCGGCUGGCCUCCAGGCCCCAGAAGGAGCAGGCCAGCAUCGAGCGGCUCCCGGACCACUCCAUGGUCCACAUCUUCUCCUUCCUGCCCACAAACCAGCUGUGCCGCUGUGCCCGCGUGUGCCGCCGCUGGUACAACCUGGCCUGGGACCCGCGGCUCUGGAGGACUAUCCGCCUGACGGGCGAGACCAUCAACGUGGACCGCGCCCUCAAGGUGCUGACCCGCAGGCUGUGCCAGGACACACCCAACGUCUGUCUCAUGCUGGAAACCGUGACUGUCAGUGGCUGCCGGCGGCUCACGGACAGAGGGCUCUACACCAUCGCCCAGUGCUGCCCGGAGCUCAGGCGCCUGGAAGUCUCAGGCUGUUACAACAUCUCCAACGAGGCCGUGUUUGACGUGGUGUCCCUCUGCCCGAACCUGGAGCACCUGGAUGUGUCAGGGUGCUCCAAAGUGACCUGCAUCAGCUUGACCCGGGAGGCCUCCAUUAAACUGUCCCCCUUGCAUGGCAAACAGAUUUCCAUCCGCUACCUGGACAUGACGGACUGCUUCGUGCUGGAGGACGAGGGCCUGCACACCAUCGCGGCGCACUGCACGCAGCUGACCCACCUGUACCUGCGCCGCUGCGUCCGCCUCACCGACGAGGGCCUGCGCUACCUGAUGAUCUACUGCCCGUCCAUCAAGGAGCUGAGCGUCAGCGACUGCCGCUUCGUCAGCGACUUCGGCCUGCGGGAGAUCGCCAAGCUGGAGUCGCGCCUGCGGUACCUCAGCAUCGCGCACUGCGGCCGGGUCACCGACGUGGGCAUCCGCUACGUGGCCAAGUACUGCAGCAAGCUGCGCUACCUCAACGCGCGGGGCUGCGAGGGCAUCACGGACCACGGCGUGGAGUACCUCGCCAAGAACUGCGCCAAGCUCAAGUCCCUGGACAUCGGCAAGUGCCCUCUGGUCUCGGACACGGGCCUGGAGUGCCUGGCCCUGAACUGCUUCAACCUCAAGCGGCUCAGCCUCAAGUCCUGCGAGAGCAUCACGGGCCAAGGGCUGCAGAUCGUGGCGGCCAACUGCUUCGACCUCCAGCUGCUCAACGUCCAGGACUGCGAGGUGUCGGUGGAGGCGCUGCGCUUCGUGAAACGUCACUGCAAGCGCUGCGUCAUCGAGCACACCAACCCUGCCUUCUUCUGAAGGGACAGCUUCCGGCCGCCGCUGUUUUCCUACAGCCAUGAACAAAAGGAACUGUGUGUUUUUAAAGCAGCCUAUGUAAGCACCGACACCCACUCGUAACAGCUCUUUCUUCCAGGAAGGUUCUUAGGCAUCUGGCUUUUGUUUUCUUCUACUGUCUCGGGGGCAGCCGAGGUCAUGGAAAGGAAGGGGGUGGGGUGGGCGGGACAAAGGUCUGUUGCAGUAAACGGUUUUGUUGGUCAGGGCAGGUAGUUUGCAGCAAGUUUCUGUGCUCACAAAAGACGUACCUCAGAAAGCUGAUUCAGUGGCUUUGGAAACAUCCCCUUCUGCCUCUGUCUCCUCCUGAUCACAUUUCCAGGGGCCUACACCCCCAUCCCUCAUUUCCUCACUUCUCCAUAACACAUUAUCGGGAUAAUGAUGCUCUCCUCACCCCCUCCCCCUUAAACUGCUUGAUUGGCCUAAGCCACACUCUUCAAUCCCACACCCAAGCAAAUUCUUGUUAAAUCCAUGCCACAGCGCCUGGUGUAUGUAAAGUACUUGCAAACCUGUUUAGAGAAUCUCUUGCAUCAAGCAGCAUGGUGCAGGAGGAGAGACCUGCAUUUGCCCCCGGCUCUGCUGCCAAUGAGCUCUGUGAUCUCAGGCAAAGCAUUUGACCGCUCUGGGCUUCGGCUGCCAGCACUAAACGAGAGGCCAUCCAGCUCCAGGAUUGGCUUCAUGCCCAGUUUAGGACUGAGGGAACUGAGAUGUCAAUGAACAGAAGUACUGUGGCCUAGAGCACAAGAGGCAUCUACUACCUCUACCAAGAGUGUAAGUUCUAUGGAUGCUUUCGGGAGAUUCAGAAAUGCCAACACCAGUGUCCUCUGUGCCCUUCACUCCAUUCUGAGUAUUACCCCAUCCCUGUUUCUUUGGAUGGGUGAGUCUCCUGGGCAUCUUCUCCCACCCUGCUAGAUCAGCCCACCCCUACCACCAAGAAAUUCCUAACCACAGCAAAGCCCACAUCCCCCAGUCAAGUUGAUCUUUCAAACGGAGAGUUUUCUAAUGGAGGAAAGACCCUCACCGUUUUUAACUAACAAGCAAGGCCCCAAAGAGCACAUGUCCUGCAGUGCACAUGUGGCCUGCAUCAGGCACAUCUGCCCUGCAGCUGGCAGGAACAGACACCUCGGUGCGUUGUCAUGCAGAUCACAUUUCUCCUUUUCUCAUCUAUUUAUUUCUUUGUGCGUCCAGACUUCAUCACAUGAAGCCUGCUGGGGUUAAGUCACAGUGUUUCGUUGUGCAGAUUGCCACCUCGUGUGCCUUCCCCUGUGGCUGUCUGCAUGUUCUUUGUCGAAGAAUGCAGGGCAGGCUUCCAGGUGUUCAGAUACUGUUCACUCGAAAAUGCCAGACAGAUUAAGAGGGGACACACUGAUAAGGCUUUUGGCGCUGGCUCACCAGCCAGGCCCUUGGAAUAGAACAUUAAAAUAACUGCCAAGUAUAAAUUUUAAAUGGUCCUAUUUGGAUAGAAAUCCAUUUGCUAGCCUCGUUCAUGUGAAAUCAGGAUGCCAGAAGAAAUUCCAUUGCUUAUUUUCAUGUAAUUGAGUUGCCUUUUGUUAAUAAACACAUGACCUUUCCCAAAUUGUUCUCUGGCCGUGCCCCUCCUUCAUCACUGUUCAAACCAUUCAUCCUUUCUUUCUGAAAGCGUCCACCAUCCAAACCCAGAAUCUCUGCAUCUCCAGGGCAAGCAUGUGGAAUUUGUCUCAGACUGAGCUUACACACCACUCGACAACUGCACUCCCACUGUAGGCUCCCUGCUUUCCUUUGUCUUAUGUUGGGAAAGAGAUAGAGUGAGGUGGUGUCUUCUCUCCAGUCAACAUCCUCAACAACUUAGAUAUGCAAUCAAGGCCACGAGGGGGGAUGAAUUGUUUGGCUGGGGAUAGUAUCUAGUGAUAGCCAUAGAGCUUAGCACCAUAAAAGGGGUUGAAGAUAGCAUUCCCCUGCUCUGUGACUUGUGACCUUGUCUAACGUUUCAGAAUUUGAGUCACAAAGGAUUGUUUCUAACCCAUGGCACUGGGGUCUUCCAAGUGAGCUGUUUUCAUACUCCCAGAAUGAGACGGGAGAUCCAAAAUGGUUCCCUGAACCAGAGAAGGGGAGUCACAAUACAAAUAUUUUUAUCACCACCACCUAACCACAUCAUCAAAACUGUCUUCCAAACAUGAGACAAAACCAACUUCCAUACUGACUGCCCAGCACAUACUGUCUUUCCCAGUUUCUCCCUUUUUCUCAACCUUCUUUUCCAUUCUGCUUCCCCUUAGGGUGUGAAUCCAUGACAAAGGUUACUGGGGAAAUAGCUCAGCAGAUUUUUAGAGACCAAACAAAAGGCCUCAUAGGAAAUUUAUCUGUUUUAAAACUGCUUCCUUCCUGCCUCUGCUAAAUUGAAUGCUCAUUGUUGUUGUUGUUUUUUUAAUUCUAAUGUUCAAAUCACUGCGUGCUGUAUGAAUCUAGAAAGCCUUAAUUUACUACCACCAAGAAAUAAAGCAAUAUGUUGGUAA
Molecule: messenger RNA, 4241 nt
Organism: Myotis lucifugus (little brown bat)
Lineage: Eukaryota; Metazoa; Chordata; Mammalia; Chiroptera; Vespertilionidae
Gene: FBXL7
Product: F-box and leucine rich repeat protein 7
Exons: 4
Coding region: 244-1719 (491 amino acids)
Biological process (GO): positive regulation of protein ubiquitination; SCF-dependent proteasomal ubiquitin-dependent protein catabolic process
Cellular component (GO): SCF ubiquitin ligase complex
Molecular function (GO): protein binding
Source: RefSeq, a predicted model, not a curated record